UGUCAAAAUUAAAUUAUUUUACAUUUUGCAGGUUCCCUUUUUGUCUCCUUUGGAAGGUCAUAUAUAUCUGAAGCUGAAAUGCCAAGUGGACUCUUUGGUGGAGGAGAAAGGGUUCUUGACUAUGUUUGAAGAUGUCAGUGGAUUUGGAGCAUGGCAUAGGCGCUGGUGUGUGCUGUCUGGAAAUUGUAUCUCCUACUGGACCUACCCAGAUGAUGAGAAACGAAAGCAUCCUUUGGGCCGGAUAAACUUGGCUAACUGCACUAAUCAUCAGAUUGAACCUGCUAACAGGGAGUUCUGUGCCCGUCCCAACACUUUUGAACUAAUAACUGUCCGACCUCAGAGAGAAGAUGACCGUGAGACGCUUGUCAGCCAAUGCAGAGACACACUCUGCGUUACAAAGAACUGGCUGUCUGCUGAUACUAAAGAAGAGCGUAACCUUUGGAUGCAAAAGCUCAACCAAGUCCUCAUUGACCUUCGCAUGUGGCAGCCUGAUGCCUGCUACAAACCUACUGGAAAGCUUUAAACUCGGGAAGGGAGCUACACAAGAAAAUAAUUUAAAUGAAAAUGGGGGAAGUCUUCUGGGUCACUUAUGCUUUAAGUUUGAGAGAGUAUUUAACAUUAUACAGGACUAUGUUAUGCAGUAUUUUUAUUUCACUUAAAAAAUUUUAAAACCUUUUUACUUCCUAGUUUUGAGUAUGGUAGGAAGCAAUUAGCUGUUUCUAAAUGUGCUAAAUAUUUAUAUAACUCCUUUUUAGAAGUCUUCUAGCUAGGUGCAUUCUCUUUUUCAAACAACUAAAUUAUUGCAGGAAAUCUCACUUCAGGGCAGGAAGGGAAUGCACUAGCUAGUGAAAGAAAGCUUUCUAGAUAACUCAGCUCCCUGAAAGAAGCAAUAGUUCAAAAUACUCUUAACAAGGAUGCUGCUGAAGCACAGGAUUUAAUAUUGUAGCAUUUUUUGGGGUUCUUUUGUAAUGAUCAGGAACAGAAGUAGUCAAUUUUACUCUACAACAUAUGCAGUAUAGAUAAUUCUGCUUGUACAGCAUCCUUGUGGUCAGAACAAAAGACAUGCACAAAAUAUUCAUGCUACUUUUGCAAUUUCUCAUACAAACUAGUAUGGAUAGUGCAUGGCAUGUACACUAUGUGAUUUGCAGGUGUGGAAUUACGUUUGCAGUAUAAUGCACUUUGAUAGAAAUGGAAGGUCUUGAAUAUUUUUGUUAGGACAAAAAUAAUCAAACAGAAAAAUUUAGGUUUAGUGUUGUGUACAUCAGUAUUUCCUGGGACUUGUGGUUUUUACAAGCGAGAAUUCUCCAUUUGAGAACCAGGGAUAGGUUAAUAGGUUGUAAUAGUGCCCUUUUUUGUGUUUUGUUUAAUAAUAAGACUUUACAAAGCUGCUAUGUACUAACUAAUACUCUGCUGGCUGAAAGAAUGGGUCUUCCUUCCCUUGAUAGACCUGUCCACAAAUGCAUAUAAAAAGUACUUCAGACCCAUCAUGAAAAUGGCAACAUUUCUCAGCUAAAACUUGUAGUUUUCACAGCUUUUCACUGAGUAUAUUGAAAUACCAACUCAUUACUUCACUUGGAAUGCAGUAGUGGAAAACUUCAGAUUGCUAUUGCUGUUAUAUAUUCACACUCAAAACACUAAAUUCUGUUACCUUAUACUGUUUUCAUCCUGCCCCUUUUGUACUUGCUUUUAAAUUUCAUUUUAUUUUCUGAUGUCUUUAUUUCCAAACUAUGUAUUGAGAUUUAUUUUAUUCAUUUAAAAUAAAAAAUAAAACCCUUCCUGCUUUUUUCAUAAUGUCAUCUAUGCAUUUGAGUUACUAAUUUGUAGGCUGAAGAAAAGCUGGACUCCACACAGUGUUUAAGGAGGGAUUCUAUUCAGUACAUAUAUCCCAGAAUUCCACUUGAUAAUGUGAAGCUUUGGACUUCAGUAGCUAGCACUGAAUUUUGUAGUGGGAGGCCAGAUUGUCCCUGUGCAGCAGCUCAUCAAAUAUGAAGAGGAGAGAUGGUUUUUUGUUUUUUCCUUUCUGUGACAGAGACAUGGCAGCAGAAUAACACAAUGUGGACAGUGCAAGAGCAAGUUUUAUCAGUGGAUGCGUGGUAGGCUGUCUUCUUAAACUCCCAAGUGAGUGUUAAAAAACAUUAAAUUUUGAAUUAUGAAAUAAGUCCACAGGAAGGUGUUAAGAACAGAACUGGAUGAUAUUCAAGAGAAUGUUUUUAUUUAGGCUAAUUGGACUAUUAUCCCUUGUAGAAACCAAUCUGUGUUCAUUGCCCAAGAAGUUCUCCUGAUAAAGGAAAAAGUAUAAAGGUGGUGGUGCUAAAUUAGAAAAGCUGACCUGUGUGGUGACUUGGGCACCAGCUGUGAGUGGUGAGGACAUGGGAUUCUGCAGCCAGAAGCAUGGGAUGCAAGCUUAGCAGGAAACCUGUGCUUACAGCUUUCCUGGCUGGCCCUGCUGGUGCUGCCUCCUCCCCUCCCGUGCUCUUUUAAGGCUUUGCAGUGAAAGAGUUUGCAACAAUGGUUACGUAGUUUUUCCAUGUUUGGAGCAGAUCCUUUGUGAGGAGGCCAGACUGUGUGAAUUCAAAUAGCUUCAGGUAGGUUUAGAUGUUCUAUACCUCAAAAAGAGUUCCUACUGUCUGAUUUCAAGCAAAUCUUUUUUUGUAAAAACCGUUUGCCGAGUAACAUAAAGAGAACAUUCUCAUGUGUAGUGUGCUGGACCCAGCCAGUGACAUAAUCCCUCCUGUAUUCAUUCACAUGCUUUGACUCUCCCCAGAAAAGACCUUGACAGACCAUUUCUUCUAAAACUACAUACUGCUAAUAAACUUUGAAUUGCAUGGAAUUAUAAUUAGCUUUCCAAGAGCAACUUUUUUUUCUGUUUUCCCUGUGCAUUUUUGCCCUUCAAUCAGAGCACCAAGAGACAGUUAACCUAAUGGAAUAGACUAGAAUUCAUAGUUUGUCACUUAGCAUAAGUAAGCUUUUUCAGCAGUGUUUUUUAAAUAUAGGACAUGUAUUUUUAGAGUGGUAUGGGUAAGUGAUUGAUGGUUGGGGGUGCAGAUCUUCAGCUGUUUUUUGCAUUUGAAAUAAUAGAGAGACAUAGUGGUUGUAAAAGCUGAUGGCUUAAUAGUCCCAAAAUUCAUCUUUCUUUGCAGAUAGAUAGUUACUGCAUUAGUUACCUAUCAGGUUUCUGCAUGCAGCUGGGUUUGGAGGUGCAGAGCUCACCUUGAGGCACAAGGGCACGUGGCUUUGGGUAGUGUGCCUUCAGCCAGGGGCAAACCCAUUCCUUGAUGUCCCGCAGACACCCUGUAUCCAGCAUGGAGCAACUGUACUGGGCAAACCUUUGAAAAGGCUUUGCUUUGGGAUUUGGCUAUGGAGGUUUUAGGUUGUCUUUGAAAAGAUAUUCUAAUUUUAUAAGAAACCUUUUUUUCCCCAUUGUUCAGAAAUCCAAGGAGUUCACAAGUAAGAAAGUCUGUAAGAGAAAAAUGCAUUGCUCUGGGCAAUGAAGCUUACUUUAGAUGAGGAAAUUUCAGUUUUACUACUUUGUAAAACUCCUAAUUGGUGUUAUUAAAUCCCAGCCUCAAAUGAAAUACAACAAUUUGCAAAGAAAUUGCCUUGAAAAUUAGGCUUCCAAACAUGACUCCCUUCCCCCUUUUAAUUGCUACAUUUCUGUAUGUUCGUGUAGAGAAAAUAAUCUGAUAUUCUGUAAUUAUUGCCUGUGCUUUACUUGGGCUGUAAUAAAAAUAUGUGGAUGCA
Molecule: messenger RNA, 3741 nt
Organism: Cyanistes caeruleus (blue tit)
Lineage: Eukaryota; Metazoa; Chordata; Aves; Passeriformes; Paridae
Source: RefSeq, a predicted model, not a curated record